AUGAAAGGGGUUCUUGCUAUGGAGCCUUCUUCAUAUGCUGGUUACGAGGAUCCAAGGACUAGAUUCAAGCAUCAGAGUCUCAUGCAAGACUAUGAAGAGCUGCAGAAGGAUGCAGAGGCCAUGAAGAAGAAAUUGCAAAUGAUGAAACAGAAAAAGUCUACCCUCUUGGCCGAAGUAAGAUUUUUGAGUAGAAGAUACAAAUACUUAAUGGGGAACCAGUCCAUGAACUCUCGACAGAAGCAAGAUGUGGUGAGAACACACAAUUUUGAAACCCAGCGCACCAACAUUAUGAAGGGAAGGAGUUACAGUAAGAAGGAAUCUGCUUUGCGGAUUAAUCAUGCAUUAGACUUAAACCAAAAGGAACGGAUUAAUCAUGGAAUGGAAGACACCUUGCGAAAAUCUGCUCCAAAAUUUGACUUAAACCAGAAGGCGAGGGCUCUUAGCGGGAAGGAAACUACUAUGCAAAAACCAACUCCAAACUUUGACUUAAACCAGAAGGAAAGGAUACAGAUAGUGAAGGAAUCAUCGACAAAGCGAAAGAGUACUCCAGUUUUUGACUUGAACCAGAUUUCGAGAGAGGAGGAGGAGGAAUUCCAAGCUAAUUGUGAACCAUUGAGGAUAGAAGAGCCGAACAAAAGUUUACUUAGAGGGGGAAAUGAUGAGCAGCACAGUGAUAUGAAGUUGCUGGUUUGCAGGACGAUUGGGAAUGGGUCAAAUCGAUCAGGGAAGAGGAAGAUUACUUGGCAAGAUCAGGUGGCUUUAAGGGUUUGA
Molecule: messenger RNA, 771 nt
Organism: Prunus armeniaca (apricot)
Lineage: Eukaryota; Viridiplantae; Streptophyta; Magnoliopsida; Rosales; Rosaceae
Source: the annotation of a GenBank genome assembly